This is a messenger RNA of Closterium sp. NIES-65, 762 nucleotides long. The record is from the annotation of a GenBank genome assembly. NCBI's taxonomy places the organism in Eukaryota, Viridiplantae, Streptophyta, Zygnematophyceae, Desmidiales, Closteriaceae.
AUGUGGCAAAACCGCGCCGCCAAGGACCAAUUCAAAAGGGUCCCGUUCACGGCUACGAUUUCUGCAGCUUCUUCCGUUUCUCCUGGCGUCACGACAGAGCUUCCUGCGGCAGCGCAAGCGGCGACCGACGUACCAGACGUUCUAUUGAUGGACAAUGAUCUCGGACACCUGGACGCAGUCAAGGCGGCGCAGAGUCAGAACGAGGAGGCUGAAGCGCACUCCGGCGAAGACCAGGAAGUGAAUACGCGGGAUCUAGGGAUGGCGCCGCAACAAUCGGAAGUGCAUUUCCACGUCCAGACGGCUUGGAGUGCGUUCGUGUCUGCGCUCGCGGCUGAUGACGUGGCGUCGGCAUCGUCUAUCCUGUUUGAUCCUGAAGCUGCGAUGCUCAUGGCUCCUGGUGCCGAAAGCGUGACUCUUGUGACGGAACAAGAGAAGGCGAACCUGCUCAAUGAAUUCAAGGCGUCACACCUGUCGCUAUCCGUUAUCGUGGGGGAAGUAGAAGUUCUGCAAGUUGAAGGCUCAAAGUCGUUCGCCGCUCUCGCGCGAUCGACCUACAGCAUUGCAGACGCCCAAGGUGUGGAGGUUGAGCACGGAAAGAGGGUGGAGCUAUGGCGCCCAAGUGGUACUAAUGGGGGAGGGUGGCAUCUCGUAUGGUCCAUGUGGAACGAUAACGGCCCAGUGCUGAGUAGGGAAGAGGCCAUGGCUGCUUACCAGAACGAUAAAUUUGUCCAUCAAGAUGACCCCGUGACCUCCAACUUCUAA